GUACUCCGAGUUUAAACUAAAUAACGCCCUAUCGGGAAUCAACAAAGGCUUGUCAGCCUACAUGAAACGUAUUCAGUAGGAAAUGGCGUAUAUCCGCCAUUGCUGCUCAUUGCUUCUUCUUCCACCUAGGACACACACACACACACACACACACACACACUCUCACACAGGCAGCGAAUGACGUAGGGCUCCUGCUGCGAAAACAGCAGCAAGGUUCCUAUGGGCGUUUCGUGAACACAUUUCCACUUGAGUGAAAGUUGUUUUAACUGUACUUCCUGUGAGAAGAUGCCCUUCGAGGCACUAGUUUGGUAUUUGACAAGGCAAUACAUAUUCAUCCGCUUCUACAUGAGUGUCAAGAGCACGUCAGUACCCGGAUGGACUGUCAUGGCCGCCGUCGCUGUGGAUCUAUAGAGAGGAGAGAAGGAAGGCAAAUGUUUCUACUGUGUGCUUUUUGUGCCGUAGCCUCCUUUUCCACAAUGCCGGACGUUGACGGGGACGCCACCUGAACUUCCAUCGAGUUCAUAGCACAGAGGCCACGCUGCAAGCUCCCCUUCUUCAGAACCCGACAUGCAUUAAUGUCUGCGUUUGUCCUAAAGGAGUACAGAUAUCUGUAGAUUUACAACUAUGGAAGAAGACCUCACAAUACUUAAUGAUUCUGCCAAAAACUGCAGCAUAUCAGUAUUGGGGGAUGAAAAAGAAAAGGUAAAAGACUUUGUGUUUAAGCAUUUCAGAGAAGUCACAGAUGGGUCACUCAUCAAUAAUGCUGAAGAAUCUUCAAUUAAGGAGCAUGGGAGCUCUACCAAAAAGGAUAAACCAACUCUGAAUAAAGCCCAUUGUAAAAAUCAGCAGGGGGCUGUUUUCUCUGGAAAGAUUCUGAGUUUUGGAUGCUCCUUUUGUAAAGAUGAUCGUAGAUUCAGCCCCAAUGACCUCCUCAAACAUUUUCGGGCGACCCAUAAAGGAACCCUGCCUACAUACCCUUGUGAACUGUGUGGUUUUGUCACAAACGAGUUCCCUGCUCUUCAACGCCAUCGGAUUGAGCACAGGAAUACUCUGGUUACAUGCGAGCUCUGCAACAAUGAUGUUCAGUACUCUCUGCUUUUGCUUACCAGACACUACAUCAUGUGUCACAGUCUAAAUGGACAGUUUACCUGUGAGUGGUGCGACUUUACAACUGUGGACGCAGGUACAUUCGUCCAGCACAUCCAUCAUCAUAAUGAAAGUCCUUGGAAGUGUUCGAAAUGCAGACAUAUCGGCUUGAACGAAGAGGAUCACCAGAAGCACAUGAAAGCUCACUCGGGUACAUUCCCCCACACUUGUCAGAUCUGUGGAUAUGGUGCACUAAGAAGCGAGUACCUUAAGAAACACACCGCAGCUGUUCACAAAGAGGAGGCCGAGAGAAGGAAUGUAUUGAAGGCUAUAGACGACAGCGGCAGCCCAGCGAAUGCAUCUGCAUCUGCAUCCUUAAAACUUUUGCUAAAAAAGAGUGUUGAAUCACAGGAGGCUCAGAGGAUAUCAAAACUGAACUGUCUGUCCGGGAGUUUACCCAACCAAAAUGGCAGGCAAAUCAAACCAGAGAUAUCCGUGGAGGAGACCCACCACUUUGUGGAUUCAAGAAAGGAAAACAAAAAUUCAGGAAAAGGCUCUCAUAACACCGAGCUGACAAUGCCGGUAAUGUUACAGGAAUGUGACAACUCUGCAAGUUCGGAUGCUCACACCAAUCCUAAUAGUUUAACUGUUCUGAUGGUAAAGAACAAAAUCUCUCUUCCCCCCAACUGUACAACGAAAGUGAUGGGAUUCAAGAUGGUUGACGGCAAAAAGCAUUUAGUUCUCAAAGUAAUACCAACAACAAAGCAAGAUUCAUCCCCUCAAAACCAUUCCUUGAUUGAAGACGUGGGUUCCUCGGCACCAAAUUCUGUGUUGGAGAAAAGUAGAGUCCCCAAUGAGAAUGGGGAAUGCUCUAAUAGCAAGAACUCAACGUCUCAUUGUUUUGCACUUUCACCAAGAAGUGAAUCUUGCCUACAGAUGGAUCAAGGAGAUAUUAUGGCAGUAAAAGUUAAGAUUGAGGAGGAAGAAACCUCUGUUUGCAACCUUGAGUCCACCCCACCUAGAGAUGAUGUUGGAGAGCAAACUAAUCCUUUACUAGGUAGGUCUUCAACUUGUGCAGAUACAUUAUAUCCUAUGACAAAUGAGUUGGAUCACGACCAAAGUCAAACAACCUGUUCAGAGAGAAGUAAGUUUGCUAAUAACUCUGACGCAACCUGUUAUAGCGGUUCUCAAAAGAAUAAUACUUCAACAUUGUGUUCAACAAAAGUUGCUGAGGAAACAUUGCUUUCCAAACAAGUCUCCAAAGAAACUAUUGAAAACUGUGGGGCUGCAGAUGAGUUAUUGAUGACUGAUACUGACGCAGACAAAUUCAUUGCCCAACACAAAGGGAACUCUCCCUUUAAAAUUUUAGAAAAUGACGACGACCAAUCUUCCCAUAGUACCUCAGAAGAAACUGAUGGGGUUGGAAUGGAGGUCAAACAUAAAAACAGCAAGCAACAUUUUAAAAAGCUUUCAUCUAACCGAGCACCUCCAUCAGAGUCAUCCCCGCCCACCUCAGGUUGCCGCAGAGACGGUCACAUGGGUUGCACACAAAAUUCACCAAACCAAGAAGUAUUUAAUUUUCACAAUUAUUCCAAGGAAACAUCUGGCACAACCCAAAACUUUGACAAUACGUCCGAUCAUUCAGCAGACAGAGAAAGUAUUUGUGAAUCAUCGCAGUUUAGCUUGACAUUGGCAGAGUCUCCAGAGCUAUUCACAGAAAGUGGCAAUGAAGACUCGACUCAAGAAAAGGUUUCCGAGAGUGACAUUGAGGUUGAUGAGCACAUAGCUAGUGUUGACGAUCCUGCCACUGAGGACGAAAAUCCAGAGUCAGUGCUCCAAGACUUUAAUAUUAUCAAAAUUGAGGAGGAUAGCAUUCCUAUAUCUAACAAACAGUCCGAAACGAUGAGUAGUUCAAAUUGCUGUGGCAGUUUUGUGGAGGAACAUUCAGAAGCAAUCAUUACCCAACAACUUCAUAAGGAAAGAGUUGGAUCUUCAAGUGCAAGUAAUGAUUCUUUAAAACAAACAAAAACGACUCUACGAAUUCUUCAAUUGCCAGAGGGCAAUCAGUCAGUACUCCUGAGAACUAGUGAGAAUCAAUUUGCUGUUCCGGUGCAGGUCAAGGGCACUCCAGGUUUCAAAUUGAUAACCAAUUCUGCAAAUCCUCAGAUCAAUGUAUCUUACAUGAAGCCAGGGUCAGAAAGAUCAUGUAACACUACUAGAGUAAGCCUUACUCAAAGCAGCAAGAGGCUAGGUGCACCGGCACCAAAGUCAGGAGCUACUGAAAAAAGGACUACGCUCCUCUCUGCUCUUCAACAAGGUGCUGGCACCACCUCAAAUCACUACCUUAUCAACAGUCCAGGUUUUAAGGGUCCAGUACUCUUCUCAAGCACACCACAUAAUACACCUGACAAAACGGCAAAGACACAGCCAACUUGCUACUUGGUCCAGAGGUCUGUUCCAUUUGUUCAGACCCCCAGUGCUCCUGGCCUCAGAUUGGCAAGUACACAACUCCAAUUGAACUCAAGGCCAGUUCUGGCCAUGCCCAUGAGCUCUGCAGAUAAACCCAGUACUCUGCACACUGGUCGCCAGGCAUUCUUGCUCCGAUACAUUUCUCCACCCAAAUCAAGCUUACUAUUGAACAACCAAGACUCAAAGACUGGGACUCAGUGUAGCCAAGCCAGUGAAAGUACUGGAAACAAAGUCAUAUUUAAACUCGUCACUCCUACUGGUAGCCGUCUUAACAGUGGUGCUCCCACCUCAAGCAGUCAAUCUUUGUUUUUGUCCACCAGACCUCAGACCCAGUGUUUUCUGUUGGCGUCAAACCAAUCAAAUUCCUCUCAUGGGGUAAAGAGACUGUUCCCCCUACAAAAUACUGCCCAGAAAGAUGUCAUGGAAUCUUGCAUUUCACCCUCUUGGAUGAAUGUAAAGGUACAGCCGUAUGAAGCAGACAAACCUAUACUGGCGCCAAGGCCAAUUCGGCCUCCAAGCCAAAGGAAAAGGCGCAGGAAAGCAUUAUUUGACGAGCUUCCAGCAACUGUGCAUAAAGCUAGAAGACUCUCAAAUAAAGCACUGACUGAGAAAGAGACUACAGUGUUAUGGAAGCCUGUAGCCAAAGAAGUUGAAAAGACACUAAGGCUCGCCCCAUUCCGUUCUCUACAGCAGAUCAAAUGCCCUCGUAGACUCCAACCCGUUGUGGUGCUCAAUCAUCCCGAUGCUGACAUUCCCGAAGUGGCCAAUAUCAUGAAGAUAGUUAACAGGCACAAAGGGUCUGUUACAAAGGUCUCUCUGUCUCAGAAAACAAUCCAAGCUCUCGCUGAACUCGGUGCUCUAUGGAAGAAUACUUUGACCAGAGGUGCAUCGUCUCACAAGGAGGACCUAAGACCCCGGUCAGUUGAGAGUUCUGUCAGAGAGAGAUUCCUCCUGAAACUGAAGUUAAGGAAAAAAAGCAAAAAAAAGUACGAGGUAGUAGAUACUCUGUCAGGUUGUCGAGAAGAGCCUGUGGCGUUUGACUGCUGGUUUUGUGGUCGGCUCUUCAACAACCAAGAAGAUUGGAUUGGUCACGGCCAACGGCACCUCAUGGAGGCAACUAGAGACUGGAAUAAACUCUUCUGAAAAGUUUGCCAUCACCUUUUUAAGAUGGGCGAUUUUGUCCCUUUUUCAGGUGGGACAAAUGAUUGAAGUUGUAUAUUUUUUAAAUGACCUUCCACAUUACGUUUGUUCACUUUCUGUUCCUGUAAAUGCAUAUUCUUAAGUAAAUCAUAGUUUCUUUUCA
Cyclopterus lumpus (lumpfish) is the source of this 4858-nucleotide messenger RNA. RefSeq names its product zinc finger protein 518A. Lineage: Eukaryota; Metazoa; Chordata; Actinopteri; Perciformes; Cyclopteridae. The transcript is spliced from 3 exons. The coding region runs from base 625 to 4698 and encodes 1357 amino acids. The record is from RefSeq and is a predicted model, not a curated record.